AUGGAGGAAAGUGAGCUAAUGAGAGUUUGUGUAGUGGGUGGAAAUGCCGUUUCUGCGUUCCUGUCCUGGAGGCUUCAAGCCACAAAUGCCUGCGAUGUAACUCUCGUAUGGAAGUCGGGUUUCGAGUCUGUCUACCAGUAUGGUAUUUCUUUCAAAUCUGACGCAUUUGGCAACGAGCGAUUCAAACCUCGGCGCGUCGUUCGGACACCUGAAGAUGCCGCAAAUAACAAAGAAGGCCCAUUAGACUACGUAAUCCUUUGCAUUAAAGCCCUCCCAGACGUUUAUGAUCUCGCAUCUGUAAUUGACGCCGUCGUUACUCCUCAACACACCUGUAUUCUCGUCAAUACGACACAUACCCUGGGGGUGGAAGCUGCUCUCGAAGAAAGAUUUCCAACGAACGUCGUUCUGUCACUCGUUUCGAAUGCCGAAUUAAACCAGUUGGGAUCGAGCGAAUUUGAGCAUAGUGGUUCAACUGAGAUCUGGGUUGGUCCGGCAAAUAAGAGUAACAACAUCCCCGCGGCAAUACAGGAGGAUAUGGCUCAGGCGCUCGCCAUGACCCUAAGCACAGGCCGCGUUGAUUGUAAAGUUUCCAGCAACAUAAGACAGCAGCAGUUUGAGCGAGUUAUUGGUCCUAUUGCCUUCCAUCCGGCGAGCGUCAUUUUCGAAACACCUUCUCAUUCGGCUUUAUUAGAAAAAACUGGUGUUAGGCAACUAAUUACAGAUGUAAUUGACGAACUUAUUCAACUUGCUACCGCGCAAGGAUGUACGCUCGAUCCUAAAUUGAAGGAGAACACUAUUAAGGAACAGUGCGAGUCUUCGGAUACCCCAAGUAUUAUGUGGCAGGAUUACGUGGCUAGAAGGCCAAUGGAAGUCGAAACUUUUCUUGGUUCGCCCAUUAAGUUAGCCCAAAGCUCGGGUAUCAAGCUACCGCGAAUCGAGACGCUCUACGCUAUCUUCCACAACCUGAAUACUGUCAACCAGUCCAGGCCUAAGGAGAUUAAUGGACUGCCGGCUGCUUCUGGUUCGCCAACGGCGUCCUCGCCGAUGCCCCGUAUGUCAACUGCAGGCCCACCGCGCCCUGUGAUGAACGGCCAUGCCAACGGAAACGGCAUGCCGAUGCGUGGCCCUAGACCUAGAAAUUCGUCCAACUUCAGCGGCCCGCCUCCCGGUAUGCGUCGGGGACCUCCUCCCAUGAACGGUGGCCCUCCCAAUGGAUAUAGACCUUCCAUGAACGGCGCGCCGAACGGACACCCUCAGUCGCGACAACCCUCAAGACGCGGCUCUUUUGAUGAGACUGAUCUCGGGGAAUUUAGUCAUUUGGUCGUAUACGAGGACUCGGCGGACGCUGAAGGCGGAUAUAAUGCUGACACUUCAGAUAUCGCUCUUCGCGAAAGAGAGUUCCAAUUACGACAGCGCGAGCUAGCGAUAAAGGAGCAGGAGAUGCGCAUGCGACGCGGCCCACCUGGACCCGGACCCGGCCCUGGCCCCAUGCCUAACGGUAGGAGACGCGCCCCUCCGGUACGUAGCGGAGGUGGCGUGUACGACGACGAAGAUGAAGAGGAUGACUACUUUGAUCCGAAUUCGGGUCCAAUUACCCCCAUGAUCGACCCGGAUAACUUCGACAUGAUGAGUGUUACAUCUAGGAAAAAUCGUAGCAAGCCUGCGCAAAACCAGAGCGAGUUGCGAAUGAACCCAGAGGGACCUCCCGGCCCGGGGAUGCCUUCUCGUGGUAGUAGAUGGCGACCGGGAUUUGGCAGAAAUCGUUCUAGUCAGGUCAUAAAUGCCACGGCCGGUCUCCACGACAAUAUUCUCGACGAUCCACUAAUGAGCUUCACGUCCAACCGGUAUGGUAACGUCGAUCGAGGACAUAUGCAGGCGGGAUCUAGGGCGAAUUCACUGACUGCGGCUCACAUGCAUGAUCUGCCAGGCGGACCAAACGGGAUGAACGGGGGACCAUAUCCCAGACGUGUUAGUCAGUCACCGGGAAAUCCGUAUAGUCCUUCAAUUCGAGGAGGAAAUGGGCGACCUUCUCCACCUAACGGCUUCGGAGGACCUGGACCCAAUGGACGACCGUCUCCCCCAGACGCUGUUCGCCAGCCGGUUCCUAGGUAUCCUCCCGGCCAGGGAAACAUGGUCGCGCCACAGCAAGUUGAACAACGUGUCGGGGUGAGCAAUCUCCAACCACCAAACGCGAAGACAGCAAGAAGUCUGACGGGUAGUGCGAGCGCCAGCGCGGGGAGUGGUGAUUCGACGAACCUAGGUUCGGAACCCUCCGCUCACAGCAGCCAAAGUAGUCUCGGUCCUCGACCUCCGAUCGGAGUCCGCUAA
Annulohypoxylon maeteangense is the source of this 2328-nucleotide messenger RNA. Its product is annotated as ApbA-domain-containing protein. Bases 1 to 2328 code for a protein of 775 amino acids. Gene Ontology annotation, molecular function: oxidoreductase activity. The transcript has 3 exons. Gene Ontology annotation, cellular component: cytoplasm. The record is from RefSeq and is a predicted model, not a curated record. Lineage: Eukaryota; Fungi; Ascomycota; Sordariomycetes; Xylariales; Hypoxylaceae.